UAUAAAAGAGUGAGGGACUUUGGAGGUAGAGCAGAAGAAACAUCAGUGGUUUCCAAAUCUUGUGACGAGCUGCCACCAACUGCACUGCACUUUCUCCACCACUCUUCACUGGAUCUCUGGCUAGUCUGAGCAGCUCAGACUCUCUCUCUCUCUCUCUCAAACACACACUCCCUCACACACUCUUAUCUCUGUGAGCCUCCUGCUCCUGUGACUGUCACCUGCACUCCUGUCACAGCAUGCAGCUCCUGGUGGUGUUAGCAGCUCUCAUGGGGGUUCUGUUCAGCGUUAGAGCAGCCGCCGCGCUUCCUGUGGAGGAUAGGAGCCCCAUCCAUGUGAAUAGGGAGUCAAGCAAAGAGCGCAAGGAGUUGAUCCUGAAGCUGGUGUCUGGCUUAUUGGAUGGAGCUCUGGACAACAACAUGCUGCCGGAGGAAGCGGCACCUAUGGAUCUGGAGGAGCCGCUGGAGUCUCGUCUGGAGGAGAGGGCUGUCUACAACAGGCUAUCACUUCCUCAGCGUGACCGCAAAGCUCCCUGUAAAAACUUCUUCUGGAAAACUUUCACCUCCUGCUAACAGCGCCCCAAAACCACUCGACCUCAGUUGUACAUAUCAUCCACACUUGUCAGACAUACAGCAUCGAUGGACUUCAGUGAGACAGUGUGUCUGUUUGAAUAUUAAUUAUUUAUGUAUCUAUUUAUGUAUACACUGUAUGUAUUUAUGUAUGUAACAGUUUCUUUCAGGGUCAACACAAUAAAGCAUGGAUAUAAUAUU
This is a messenger RNA of Larimichthys crocea (large yellow croaker), 767 nucleotides long. It is a transcript of the gene sst6.1, whose product is annotated as somatostatin family member 6.1. The coding region runs from base 237 to 569 and encodes 110 amino acids. Gene Ontology annotation, biological process: adenylate cyclase-inhibiting G protein-coupled receptor signaling pathway; regulation of cell migration. Gene Ontology annotation, cellular component: extracellular region. Gene Ontology annotation, molecular function: G protein-coupled receptor binding; neuropeptide hormone activity. The transcript has 3 exons. The record is from RefSeq and is a predicted model, not a curated record. Lineage: Eukaryota; Metazoa; Chordata; Actinopteri; Sciaenidae.